Hevea brasiliensis (rubber tree) is the source of this 2584-nucleotide messenger RNA. Its product is annotated as DNA polymerase eta. The transcript has 16 exons. The record is from RefSeq and is a predicted model, not a curated record. NCBI's taxonomy places the organism in Eukaryota, Viridiplantae, Streptophyta, Magnoliopsida, Malpighiales, Euphorbiaceae. Gene Ontology annotation, molecular function: DNA-directed DNA polymerase activity; damaged DNA binding. The coding region runs from base 168 to 2285 and encodes 705 amino acids. Gene Ontology annotation, biological process: response to radiation; error-prone translesion synthesis. Gene Ontology annotation, cellular component: nucleus; replication fork; site of double-strand break.
UUUCCUAUACAAAACGGUGCCGUUGGAAAGAGAGCAGAACCGCCGAAAAAAGGAGUGAAAUUCCUAGACGUCGCCGUUUAGGGUGUGAGAUAAAUUUUCCUCGACCCCCGAUUAUUUAUUCCCCAUAGGAGGCAAAAGAAAGAAGGAAGGACGGAAGAGGGAGAAAAAUGCCGCUGGCUAGACCCGAAUCAUUGGAUUCCAGAAUCAUUGCUCACAUUGACAUGGAUUGCUUCUACGUUCAAGUGGAGCAGCGGAAGCAGCCACAUUUAAGGGGUUUGCCUACUGCUGUUGUGCAGUACAAUGAGUGGAAAGGUGGAGCUUUGAUUGCUGUUAGCUAUGAGGCUCGAAAAUUUGGAGUGAAGCGUUCCAUGCGAGGUGAUGAAGCAAAGCAAGUAUGCCCUCAAAUUCAGUUGGUCCAAGUCCCUGUAGCACGUGGUAAAGCUGACUUGAAUGCUUACCGCAAUGCUGGUUCUGAGGUGGUUUCCAUUCUUGCAAGGAAGGGUCGAUGUGAGAGGGCUUCCAUUGAUGAAGUUUAUCUUGAUCUUACUGAUUCUGCAGAAGCUAUGCUAAAAGAAAGUCCUCCGCAUAGCUUGGAAUCAAUAGAUGCGGAAGCUCUCAAAUCACAUGUUUUGGGGCUUAAGAAUGAGAAUGGACAUGAUGCGAAAGAAAAGGUAAGGGAGUGGCUAUGUAGGAGUGAUACUGAUCACCGGGAGAAGUUAUUAGCUUGUGGGGCCAUCAUAGUUGCAGAACUUAGAAUGCAAGUUUUGAAGGCUACUGAAUUUACUUGUUCUGCUGGCAUUGCUCAUAACAAGAUGCUGGCCAAACUUACAAGUGGUAUGAAUAAACCUGCACAACAAACUGUUGUGCCCUUCUCAUCUGUGAAAGCAUUGCUUGAUUCGUUGCCAAUCAAGAAAAUGAAACAGCUCGGAGGGAAACUGGGGACUUCCUUACAAAAUGACCUGGGUGUAAACACUGUUGGAGGCCUGCUGCAGUUUUCAGAGGAGAAGCUACAAGAUCGUUAUGGCAUAAAUACAGGUACCUGGUUGUGGAACAUUGCUAGAGGGAUCAAUGGGGAAGAAGUUCAGGUACGCCUUCUUCCUAAGAGCCAUGGUUCUGGCAAGUCAUUUCCGGGUCCUCGGGCUUUAAAGACAAUUGUUUCUGUCCAGCACUGGAUCAAUCAACUCGGUGACGAGCUCAGUGAACGUCUAUGCUUUGAUUUGGAACAAAACAAGCGGAUGGCACACACCCUUACCUUGCAUGCAAGUGCAUACAAGUUGAGUGACUCAGAUUCACAUAAGAAGUUCCCUUCAAAAUCUUGCCCUUUGAGGUAUGGGACUGCCAAGAUUCAAGAAGAUGCAUUCAACCUGUUUCAAGCUGGAUUACGUGAGUAUUUGGGCUCGUGUGGAGUAAAAAUUCAAGGAAGUAAUCACAAUGGAUGGGGAAUAACAGCUCUUUCUGUUUCAGCAAGUAAAAUUGUUGCUGUACCUUCUGGAACAUGUUCAAUCAUGAAAUAUUUUCAAGGCCAGUAUCCAUCCCACUCAUCUUCAAAGCAAACUCCAGAUACCUUCAUCCAAGAAUCUGCACCACUAUCGUCAUCAGGCUUCAUGUCAGGUACUGAAAGCUAUUCAGAACUGAAAUCAGCUGAGCCACAAAGUGACUAUAAUUUUCCUUGUUUGGAUCUACAAGGACAGAAAAUCAGUGAAUCGAGAGAUAAAGAUUCAUUUUGCUCUUCGCCCAAACAAGCAAAAGAUGGCUUUGCCCUAGAAACUUCACAGCCAACUUCACAGCCAUUACCCUCAGGUGGUGAAAGUUGUUCAGCAGUAAACCAAAGCAACUCACGGGGAUGUUUCUUUAGGGAUGACACUAGGGUUAUACUGCCUAAAUUAGAACAACAGGAACAGAAAAGAAAUGCCUUGGAAGACAAGGGCACAAUCCUCAAGUUCUUCAAGAAGAGCAAUCCCUCUUGCUCUAAACCAAAACUGGAGAAUGUUGGCGUGGUUCAAGAGUUGAAUUUAGGUUUAGAAGCGAAUGAAGUUGAGCUGCCAAAGGAGAGUCUUCUUCUUGCAGAGUGCAGCACAAAUGAUUGCAGACAUAGUUUAAGUCAGAAUGUACAUAGAGAAGCAUGGCAUUACAAGAUUGAUGAGAUUGACCCAUCAGUGAUUGAUGAGUUACCACAAGAAAUCCAAGAUGAAGUUCGGUCUUGGCUUCGGCCUCGCAAGCGGCCUAAUACAGUUAAACAAGGUUUGACCAUAGCCCAUUAUUUCCCUCCAACUAAAGCAACAUAGGCAAUGAGUGAUAGUGAACCUUGACACCCUGCAUAGGAGUAUCAUCCAACUUAAUUGUGAAGCAUUGUACUACUGGAUUUGAUGGACUGUUUUAUUUGGGGAGAAUUACGUUGGACUGGGGCAUAAAAAUCUAAAUGUCUAUGGGUAAAUCCGUAUAGUGAGGUGUGUACAUUGUGUGAUUUGAGAUAGGAUGCAAACAUGCUGUCUUACUGCCCAAGAAAACAGAACUUCAAAGUGUAUUAUGAAGGUUACAUGUACAGCCGUAUGGAGAAAAUGAUAAUGGUGGUUUUGGCCUACAA